Messenger RNA from Pelagomonas calceolata, 1522 nucleotides. NCBI's taxonomy places the organism in Eukaryota, Pelagophyceae, Pelagomonadales, Pelagomonadaceae. The record is from the annotation of a GenBank genome assembly.
UGGGCGUGCAACUCGCAUAGGUAAGUUUGCCGCUUUGCAUUGCUGUGCGGAGCAUCUCUGUGAUUCCGCUGAGGACAGCUGUCGACUGCUACUGCCGUUAAAAUCGAUAUCAGGACUGCUGCACACUGCAGCACCUCACCUGCUCUGGCCAACGCGAGUAAAAAAUGAACGAUCUGUUCAAGCGACGCAAGAAGAAAGCAAAAGUCGCGCCGCCCGACAAGGCUGUGACGCCGCCCGCCGCCGCCGCGCCAGAGCACAAGCAGCCGGACAAGCCGGUCCUGACCUUCGGCGACUUAGGAUUAGCGGGCUGGCUCGUCCAGGCCUGCGACGCACUCGGCCUAAAGCGGCCGAGCGCCAUCCAGCGCCUCGCCAUCCCGCCGGCGUUGGCAGGAAGCAACGUGCUCGGCUUAGCAGAAACUGGAUCCGGCAAGACCGCGGCCUUCUCGCUACCGAUACUCCACAGACUCUUCGAGGACCCCUACGGUGUUUUUUCAUUAAUAUUGACGCCAAGUCGAGAGCUCGCGGCGCAGAUCGCCAAGUUCCUGAGGAUCAUUGGCGAGGCGCAAAAGCUGCGCGUGCAAUGCGUCAUCGGGGGCGAGGACGUCGUGCGCCAGUCGCUUGAAUUAACAAACCAACGGCCGCACAUCGUCGUGGGCACGCCCGGGAGAUUAGUGGAAUGUCUUGAUAGCGGUCUGCGGGAGAUGAUUGGUAAUUUGCGCUGCCUCGUGCUAGAUGAAGCUGAUAGACUCUUGGAGAACGCGCGGGACGACGUCAAAGCCGUGUUUGGAGCCCUGAAGAAGCCGCAGGUCCUCCUCUACUCGGCGACAUCGACCAAGCCGCUCGAAACGUUUUCAGGAGCAUUAAAAUGCAUCAAGGUCGAAGGCUCGAAAGCAAGUAUCCCCAAAACUUUAGUACAAGAAUACGUCUUCUGCCCGAAGCGCGUGAAAUUAGCGCAUCUAGCCCAAGUUUUACUCGGCUUCGACCUCGCCGACAAGCGCGACGAGGAAUCACGGGGCACGCCCGCCGACCGCGACUGGCGGCCUCGGAGCGCUCUCGUCUUCGCGCAGACGUGCCGACGGGUCCAUGAGGUCCACGCCGUGUUGGCGCAUCAAUCGAUAGACGCGCGCGCGCUGCACUCGCAGCUGCCGCAGUACGACCGGACCAAAGCUUUGGAAGCGUUCCAGCAGCGGCGCUCGCAAAUUUUAGUGUGCACGGACGUCGCGUCGCGGGGCCUGGAUUUGCCGGCCAUCGACCUCGUGAUCAAUUUCGACGUGCCGCGCGACCCCGACGACUACAUCCACCGCGUCGGGCGGUGCGCGCGCAACGGGCACCACGGCCUCGCCGUGUCGCUGAUCACGCAGUCCGAUUUGGCCUACCUCGCGGCGAUCGAGGGUUGUUUGGGAUCGCGGCUCGCCAAGUGCGCGCGGUUUUCCGAGAAGUCGCUACCUUUGCAAGAUGUUGCGCGGGCUGUGGAGUCCGUUGGUAGCUUGAAGCAACGCGACUAAUGUGCUUUGUCUGUCUA